Molecule: messenger RNA, 1245 nt
Organism: Lucilia sericata (common green bottle fly)
Lineage: Eukaryota; Metazoa; Arthropoda; Insecta; Diptera; Calliphoridae
Exons: 2
Coding region: 65-1183 (372 amino acids)
Source: RefSeq, a predicted model, not a curated record
AUUAAUUUUAAUUUAGUUUGCAAUAACUCUUAACGCUGGUUGGACGUUGAAUAAUAAAUAAAAAAUGUUAAAAUUUAAUAAACAAUUAAUAGUUUAUGCGCUGGCGGUAAUCAGUAUUAUGCUUAUUCAACCAUGUCGUGCAUAUAGAGAAAUUUCCGGUUUAUUGGAUGAGGCCAAAGAAUUGACUCAUGAUGAGAUUAACGCUUUAAGACCUUUGUUCGCAGAGUUGCAAUUGCAAUAUGAUUUUGUGGUUAGCAAAACUAGUGAAGGAGCUCAAAUCGACGAAAUAUUCGAACAGCAAUAUGAGGCCACUUUAAGGGAAUUUGAGGAGCAACUUAACAACAUAUUCCCCCAAGAAGCAGCAACCCAGUAUGACACCAGUUUACCCUCAGUAGAGGAUAUUAUGGGCAAACCCGAUUUUAGUCUAAUGACCAAAGAACAACAAAUGGAAUUUUUAGAUAUGCAAAGUAUACUACAAGAUGCUCUAGAUGAGGCCCAGAUCAAUCUUAAUGCCUUAGUAGCCAGAGCUUUAAUGUUGGAAAGCAAUUUGCUUAAAAUUAAUAAACCCAAAAUUAUUAUGUUAAUUUUAAAGGCUCUAAAAUUGGGCUAUAAGGCAGCGGCUCGGGUGGGACGUGCUGCUUACUGCACUUACUCUCAUAUACCACAAUUAAAUACCUCUCUGCACUCUCUUUACGAAGGUGUAGAUUGCUAUUUAUACACUACAUCCCUGAUAGUUAAAAUCCAAAAUGAAACCUAUAACACUGUGAAGACGGUCAGGAAAAAUGUUUUUGAAUUGGCGGUAGUUUAUAAAAAGGUAGCCCAGAAAAAUUCUCUUAUGGGUAAAAUUGUUUCGGUAAUUUUAAAUGUCACCAAAAUAGCCAGAAGUAUUUUGGAUACCAUUAGCACUGCUAAGCAGGUUUUGGAUAGUGUGGAGCAUCAAUUGCCUUCGGCUGCCCAGGAAGUGGCCAAUUGUGGUUCAAAUUUUGCCGUUAAAAUACCUUUCAUGAUUGAGUCCGUUUCCAAUGUUACCGAGUGUAUAUUGUUUGUUGAUAACACCAAGAUUGAAUACGAUUUUAUGAAACCCGAAGAGGAAUAUAAUAAGGAACCCCAAACAUUUAUACCAGAUAUUGAAAAUGAUGAGAACGAUGAGGAUGUGGAAGAGGAUGCUGGUGAUAGUAAAUAAGUUUAAUAUUUAAACGAGUUUUUUUUUUAGUUUCUAAUAAUAAAGUUUUGUUUGUAAAGUUA